Molecule: messenger RNA, 2112 nt
Organism: Mastomys coucha (southern multimammate mouse)
Lineage: Eukaryota; Metazoa; Chordata; Mammalia; Rodentia; Muridae
Gene: Gpx2
Product: glutathione peroxidase 2
Exons: 4
Biological process (GO): response to oxidative stress
Molecular function (GO): glutathione peroxidase activity
Source: RefSeq, a predicted model, not a curated record
UGGCAGAUGACUAUCAAGUUCUUUACAUCAUUGCCAAGUCCCUGUGACUCUGUAGCUUGGUAGAAAUAAUCACUGGCUGUGUACAAGGGCUCUGCCUGCCCCAGGAGACUUAACUUCUUGCCACCAUUUAUGACAUCGAAAGACUCCAUCCCUACUUGGAUGAUGGAAAUGUGUUCUUAGAGACAGACAAUGAGCCCCACGCCCUUAAAUAAGCCGUGCAGCAGAAGUGAUGGGCACUCCCUGGCAAGCAAGUCAUUUCUUUGUCUCCCAACAAAUCAGAUCUGGAAGAACACUUAGCACACUUGCUGACUCUGAUCUAGGAGGCCGCUCCCAUAGGAUAUGUUCCUGUGAAAAUGCUCUCUGGGAACCAUUUGCCUUAUUAAAAUAGCCAGGAUAAACUUAAUGGUCAGUUUUACUCAUGGAGAAAUCAAGUGUUUCCGAAAGUUCCUUAUUUAGUUAGCUAAUGCUUGGAUAAUGGAGUGGCAUUAUGGUCUUUUCAGAUGCUGAGCUUCCAAGACAGUGACAGCCCUCAGCAGGCCAAAGAUGACCCCAUCACGCACGGCUGGCUUUGAAGAUGUCUUAGUGGCCCGUCUGGAACCACAGCUGCUUUGCCUUACCUCCCGUGAGGAACUGGUCACACAUUCACACAAGCCUCUUCCAGAAAGUCUGAGAGACUGAACCUUCAUCUGAGAGGGAGAUAGGUACAGUUGUCUACCCAGAAUUUACCAUCCACUCAGAGACUCCUGGUCACUAAGUCAGCAAGGACUCCAUCCUCAUGCCUGGCUUGGGAAUGUGGAACGGAGGUGGAGGUCCUAACGUAGGACAUGCUACAGUACAGGGACAAAGACCUCAGUGCUCUCCAGGACAAGGAACACCAUUCACCAAAAGGCUCCCUAAGACAAACUGAGGAAAACAACACACUCUCUUCCUAAAGGUCCCUUUGACUCUGCUUGAGAAUCCACCUGACUCAAUUCAGACCCGAGCACAUCUGACCUCCCACAACUCAAAGACUGAUGCUCAAAUAAAUGCGCUGAAACAGCCUUCUAUGCCAGGUUGCCAGUAGGGUGGGGCAGAAGGUGGCUUUGUUCAGCGACUGUAAAUAGGAGGAGCCACAGCGUUGUUCAAACAGUUUGCAGCUCCUCCUUCCUUCCCACCCAUUCAAGGGACUUAAGGAGGCUCACAGAGCAGGGCAGGGCUCACUGCUCUUCAGCAUGGCUUACAUUGCCAAGUCCUUCUACGAUCUCAGUGCCAUCAGCCUGGAUGGGGAGAAGAUAGACUUCAACACGUUCCGAGGCAGGGCCGUGCUGAUUGAGAAUGUGGCAUCACUCUGAGGAACAACUACCCGAGACUACAACCAGCUCAAUGAGCUGCAGUGUCGCUUUCCCAGGCGCCUGGUGGUUCUCGGCUUCCCUUGCAACCAGUUCGGACAUCAGGAGAACUGUCAGAAUGAGGAGAUCCUGAACAGCCUCAAGUACGUCCGUCCCGGAGGUGGGUACCAGCCCACCUUCAGCCUCACCCAAAAGUGUGACGUCAACGGGCAGAAUGAGCAUCCUGUCUUUGCCUACCUGAAAGACAAGCUGCCCUACCCUUAUGAUGACCCAUUCUCCCUCAUGACCGAUCCCAAGCUCAUCAUAUGGAGUCCUGUGCGCCGCUCAGAUGUGUCCUGGAACUUUGAGAAGUUCCUCAUAGGGCCAGAAGGGGAGCCCUUCCGUCGCUACAGCCGCACCUUCCAAACCAUCAACAUCGAGCCUGACAUCAAACGUCUCCUCAAAGUUGCCAUCUAGAAGAGAGCUGCUCAGCCUAGGAAUCUCCCAGUUUCCCCAGGGAGCCUUCCUCAGGGCUCAGUGGGAGACUUUCCUCCGCAUCUUUCUCAGGAGACAUUGGGAGGCUGAAGCAUUCCCUUAAUAUUGUCCCCUUGCCUUCCCUACUGGCCAUUUCCUUUAGCUCCCUCAGAGCUCUUGGGGAGUUCACUUGGGGCUCUUAGUCUGGGGUACAUUCUGGGUCUUCACAGAAUGAUGGCACCUUCCUAAACCCUUCUGGGAGAUGUCUGAGAAGUUGUGAAGGGUCCAGAGCCAGCCUGCUUUAGAGUCCAAUAAAGGGUAGGUGUGGCAA